This is a messenger RNA of Durusdinium trenchii, 858 nucleotides long. The record is from the annotation of a GenBank genome assembly. NCBI's taxonomy places the organism in Eukaryota, Dinophyceae, Suessiales, Symbiodiniaceae.
GUGAUGUUUUCGAUAAGACCUUGAAGAUUUUCGAGAAUAUGGCGCUUUAGCGCCAUGCAGUCCCUCCGCUGCCCCUUCCUGACUUUUGCAGCCCUGCUGGUGGCGCUCGCCUCCACCUACGUCCUGCGCUACGGCAGCUUGGCCGCCCGUGCCGCCGUGCUGCCUGAGGAGCGCCAAGCCUGGGCCAAAGGCGCUGAGCUCCGGGCGAACGCCAAAGGUGCCAAGCCUGGGCGCGGAUGUUGCGCGGAGAGUUUGGAGCUGCAGCUCCCGGAGCUGCCCAGAGGGCACCUGAAGGUGAAGUGGCGGAAGGCGUCGGUGAAGCCUGGGGAUGUGAUGGAGAUUCUGGUGGUGAAUGACACGAAGUCGGGAUCGAAGGCCAAGGGUUCCAAUGGAUCCAUGGCCAGUUGUGACCGGGAUCCUUUCACUUGCAAAGGUGUGGAGGUUACCAAUGUGUUCGUGUGGCUGGUCUCCUCCGACACCCACCAACUUUCAGCGGACGUGGCCACGCCGGUGGGGCCUGGCCGCUGGAGCGCGCGCGUGGGGCCGCUGGAGCCGGGGAAAUGGAUGGCGCACGCGCUGGCCAUCAUCACCUUCCAGGAAGAAGUGGCAGAGACUGUUGUGGCAUGGCUUAACCUGUCGCAAGAGGCUUUGCCUUUGUCCUUUGCACGCUGAAAUCGGACACUCUAACAGAAUCCGAUGAUGAACCUGCCUGCCCAGCAUUGUGGUGGGCCCAGCUUUUGCUGGAUACUUUUGAGGAAACUUGGACGCGCUAACAAUUAAUGUAAAAUAUUUGGCGCUUUGGAAAUAUUUUUUGCCCUUCGACGAGCUACUCUCAGUCCCAGGCGCAAUUCACACUUU